AUGGUCGUCCGAUCGACGAACGGAAUCGACCACACGAAGGACUUGGAGGAGGUUUUUCGCCAAGUCAGGAAGUUCGGGAUGCGCCUGAAUCCGGCAAAAUGUACGUUCGGGGUAGCCGCCGGGAAGUUCUUAGGCUUCAUGCUCACGUCCAGGGGAAUUAAGGCUAAUCCAGACAAGUGUGAAGCGGUACUGCAGAUGCAGAGCCCGACCACCCUUAAAGAAGUACAAAGGCUCGUAGGGCGGCUCACGGCAUUGUCCCGAUUCAUCCCAAAGUUGGCCGAACGAGUCAGACCCGUCCUACGAAGAAUGAAGAAGGGAGCCGGCUCGGUAUGGGACGCUGAGUGCGAACGGGCGUUCCAGGACGUCAAAACGAUCCUGCUUAACCCACCCGUGAUGAACCGUCCGGCGCCAGGGGAGGACUUGCAUAUCUUCCUGGGCGUAUCCGAAUCGGCCAUCAGUGUCGUAUUAACACAGGAAAAGCCUCAAUCAAAGCUAGUAUACUUCGUCAGCCGAACGCUCCUGGACCGAGAGACUCGUUACCAACGAGUGGAAAAGGUAGCGCUCGCGCUGUUGAACGCGUCGAGACGCCUCCGGCCUUACUUCCAUAGCCACCAAAUCGUCGUCAAGACCGAUUUCCCCAUCUCGAAAAUCCUAAGGAAGCCAGACCUGGCAAUACGCAUAUGGGCGUGGGCGGUAGAACUGUCCGAGUUCGGCUUGCGCUACGAACCGAGAGGGCCGAUCAGGGGCCAGCACCUCGCCGACUUCGCAGCUGAACUACUUCCCACCCACCAGGACGAGUGGAAUUUGUAUGUAGAUGGGGCGUCCGACAGGUCAGUCUGUGGGGCUGGCAUCGUAUUGGAGGGACCUAACGGAUUCUUGUUAGAGCACUCCUUGAUAUUCAAAUUCAAAGCCUCCAAUAACCAAGCAGAAUACGAAGCUUUGGUGGUCGGCCUAGGAUUGGCAAAGGACAUGGGGGCGAAGAAAAUCACCUGCCGGACGGACUCCCAACUAGUCGUCGGCAAGAUGAAUGGUGACUUUCAAGUGAAGGAGGAGCAUUUGAUGCGAUACUUCCACCGUGCGUCAGAACUGGCAAGGGCGUUCGACCAAAUCACCAUCCAACAUAUUCCGAGGGACGAAAAUACCCGGGCGGACAUGUUAUCGAAGCUCAGCUCGGGCAAAGAGAGGGGACAGCUGACGACCAUCGUGCGACAAGUGUUGUUUCAACCCUCCAUCGACUGUGCGGCAGUGUCUACCAAAGAGGAGGAUUGGUGUUCCGAAGUCAGAGAAAUUAUGUCUCGACAGGAUGACGGACGCCCUGUCCGGCCCAGCGAAGCAAAGAAGAUCGCCCGCUACCUAUUAGUGGGGGACAGUCUGUACAGGAGGGGGUUCUCUACCCCCCUUCUUAAGUGCCUGGGGGAGCAAGAGGCACACUAUGUGAUGGACGAACUCCACAACGGCAUAUGUGGCUUUCACACAGGCGGGCGGACGCUAAAAGCCCGAGUCCUAAGAGCCGGCUACUAUUGGCCGACUAUGGAAGCGGAUACAAAGACGUUCGUCCAGAAAUGCAUUAGUUGUCAGGAGCACGCCAAUGACACUCAUCUGCACCCUCACACGCUGCACACGAUCGUAUCGCCCUGGCCGUUCGCUCAAUGGGGGAUGGAUAUCGUAGGACCGUUUCCCAUAGGCCGGGCCCAGAAGAAAUUCCUGUUAGUGGCGGUGGACUACUUCACUAAGUGGGUAGAGGCCGAGCCCCUAGCAACCAUAACAGCCGCCCAGGUCCAAAAAUUCUGCUGGAAGUUGAUAUGCCGCUUCGGCCUUCCGCGCACGAUCAUCACGGAUAACGGCCGGCAGUUCAUCGACAGAAAACUGACCGAGUUCUUUGAUGGGUUGGGAAUUAGACAUGUCACCAGCUCGUUAGAACACCCUCAGACGAACGGUCAGGUGGAGGCGAUGAACAAGACGGUAGUCGCUGAGCUAAAACGGCGGUUAGGGGAGCGAAAGGGGCGUGGGUCGACGAGCUACCCGAAGUCCUGUGGGCAUAUCGGUGCACGCCGCAUGGAACAACUGGGGAGACCCCCUUUAACUUAA
This is a messenger RNA of Vigna angularis (adzuki bean), 2088 nucleotides long. RefSeq lists its product as uncharacterized. The transcript has a single exon. The coding region runs from base 1 to 2088 and encodes 695 amino acids. Gene Ontology annotation, molecular function: RNA-DNA hybrid ribonuclease activity; nucleic acid binding. Lineage: Eukaryota; Viridiplantae; Streptophyta; Magnoliopsida; Fabales; Fabaceae. The record is from RefSeq and is a predicted model, not a curated record. Gene Ontology annotation, biological process: DNA integration.